CUUUCAUUGGCUCUCUUUCCGACCCGUCAAACUAUGAGCGGACCAAUAGACACAAUUUUAUGGGUUUGGCCGACGAAGACACGCAAUCAGAGCACGCGCCCGUGUCGCACACAUUUGCAUGCUGGAGUGAAUAAAUACCCCUGCGCGGUGGCUUGCUGGUACUUUUCUUCUUGACUUCAACUAAGCAUCAUCAUGCCUGAACCAGCCAAGCCCGCGCCCAAGAAGGGCUCUAAGAAGGCCGUCACCAAGACCGCCGUUAAGGGAGGAAAGAAGCGCAGAAAGUCCAGGAAGGAGAGUUACGCCAUCUACGUGUACAAAGUCCUCAAGCAGGUCCACCCCGACACCGGCAUCUCUUCCAAGGCGAUGGGCAUCAUGAACUCUUUCGUCAACGACAUCUUCGAGCGCAUCGCCGGCGAGUCGUCUCGUCUCGCGCACUACAACAAGCGCUCCACCAUCACGUCGAGAGAGAUCCAGACCGCCGUGCGUCUGCUGCUGCCCGGUGAGCUCGCCAAACACGCCGUGUCCGAGGGCACCAAAGCCGUCACCAAGUACACCAGCUCAAAGUUAAGUUGCGACGCGACAUACGGCGUUUAAAACUGCAACCAACCGUUUGAUCAUGAAGAGCGUGAGGUGGUAAAGUAAAUCUAUAAUGAAAGGGUCUGACUGGAGUGUUUGUUACACGGUUUUCGCAGAAGGUGGCGGUAUUGUAACGGCUAUAAACCAGCAGAGUGCGGUCUUCACCUGUUUUAAGGCUGAAAUACACAAGACUUUUGCUCAGAUCUUCAUUCUGGACUUGUUGCAGAAAGUCUGUCCCAGUUUGCAGAUUUUAUCAGUUAGUGUGUUUCUUUCUGAAACGUUCAAAAAGUCUGCAAGUGUGUGAUGUCUAGUUCAGAGAAAAUCUGUUCAGAUUUAAAAGUCUUGUAGUGUAUGAGGGUGUUUUACCAUCACAUACAUGAAUGUCCAUCUUAUAUUGUUUAUGAGCAAGAUCGAUCUUCACGUGCUCUUGUGUUUGCUCUUCAUACGAAACCCAACAUGGUGGUGUGUAGAACUGACUCUUAUUCUAUAGAUCUAUGAAGUGGAAAUGUGACAGUAGGACGAUUUCAUAUGAAGUGGGCAUGGGAGAUUUCUUGUAAAAAUUGAAUGUCAAAUAUGUUAACAUUUGUUGGUUUUCCCUUAGAACAAAUAGCUAUGGUUUAACUAUGUCAUAGUUACACUAUGGUAAAACCAUGGUUGAUUUUCAUAAGGAUUUACUUUAAGUGACAAAGUUAUUAAAAUGUUAUUAUACAUUCUGUAAUAAUGCAUUUCAGUGAUUUACAAAAUAUAGCAACAGUAAAACACAAUUAGAAGUCUUUAGAAAAUACAAUGUAUAAUUUUUUCUGAUGGCAAAUAACCUUGAUAAUAUGUAUUUCAUUUAAAGAUGGCUUCAAGAUGUCUUUAACCCUUUAUGACCUGCCAUUGAACAAUUCCGCUAGAGUACAUUUUAGUAUUUUUACAUGCUGUGCUGUUAUGCUUUUGAGUAUUUUCACAUGCCAUGCAUCAAUACAAUCCUUACACCCCCAAUUUGUAGGCUAUGUCUGUAAUUGAUCCAUAGUAACUAGGUAAACAGGUCAAAAGUGCAAUUAACCCCCCACAAAAAAGGAAAAUUGUUUUUU
This is a messenger RNA of Triplophysa rosa, 1652 nucleotides long. Its product is annotated as histone H2B-like. Gene Ontology annotation, cellular component: nucleosome. The record is from RefSeq and is a predicted model, not a curated record. Gene Ontology annotation, molecular function: structural constituent of chromatin; DNA binding; protein heterodimerization activity. The transcript has 2 exons. The coding region runs from base 193 to 594 and encodes 133 amino acids. NCBI's taxonomy places the organism in Eukaryota, Metazoa, Chordata, Actinopteri, Cypriniformes, Nemacheilidae.